AUGCAAAAAAAAAAACGAGGACGACCAAAAAAAUAAUAACAAUAAUAAUAAAAUGUAAGUCCAACCAACAGAUCAAUCUCUCUUAGAGAUAGUAAAUAAUAAGAUCGCUAAUGUACCACACCUUAGUAUGACAAGAUCAUGGCCUAAAUCAAAGAGACUUAUGCCUCCUUAAAUGAUGCCAACCUCCAAAAGUAGCAAAUAUCACUAUCACCAAAAAAGACACAAAAAAUAGAUAAAGCAAAUAAAAAGAUGAAACGAAUUUCCAGAUCAACCAAAAAACUAAUCAAUUAAGAGUAGAAUGUUAAGUUAGAAUCUCAGGAUUUAUAAGAUAAUUUAGAUCAACUUAAAUCUAAAUUUAACCAAAUAUUUAAGAACUUCAUUGAUAAUGUAAAAAAUGAGAUUCAAAAGACUGAAUAGGAAUUGUUGAAAAUAUCGCAUCAUAAAUUCUGA
Messenger RNA from Paramecium pentaurelia, 450 nucleotides. Lineage: Eukaryota; Ciliophora; Oligohymenophorea; Peniculida; Parameciidae. The record is from the annotation of a GenBank genome assembly.